UCCCCUUUCCGCUCCACCGCCUUGCUGGCUGCCCGGCGACGCGGGGGGUGCCUGCGCCUGCUGCCGGAGGGGAGAGGAGGAGGAGCAGCGCGGGACGGUGGCGGGUAGGGGGCGGGCAGCCCAUCCCCGUCCCGAGCGAUGUGGCAGAGGCGGCACUCAGAUUUUGUGAAGUUAUCAGGGCUCUUGUUGGCAUCAUCGUUUGCUUGGUACUUGGGAUAUUUAUUUGCUGCUCAUGUACCACAAGAGUCACUGUCAACAUCUAUAGCUUAUCUUCAAGACAUUGGAAAGAAACCAGUGCUGAGGGCCCCACUCCCCAAAAGACAGAAGUGCGAUCACUGGUCUCCCUGCUCGCCUGGGAGCUAUGCCUAUCGGAUUCUUAGUGGUGGUGGCAGAGAAAAGCUGGCUAAAAUCUGUUUUGAGGAUGAGCUGCUUAUCAGUGAAGAAAAGGGUAAUGUUGGAAGAGGUAUAAACAUAGCCAUUGUGAAUUAUGAAACAGGAAAACUAACAUCGGCAAGUUUCUUUGACAUGUGGGCAGGAGACCACUCAGAAGAGAUGGUGGCUUUCAUUGAAAGUGCGCCACAAGGGUCCCUGCUUUUCAUGGUUACUCAUGAUGACGGAAGCACCCGGUUGAAAAGUAAUGCCAAAAAGUUAGUAGAAGCUCUGGGAAGUAAAGAAAUACAAAAUAUGAAGUUCAGGUCAAGCUGGGCUUUUAUAGCUGCUAAAGGCUUCAAGCUUCCAGACGAUAUCCAAAGAGAAAAGAUAAACCACUCUGACAAUAAGAAGAAUAGAUACAGUGGCUGGCCAGCUGAAAUACAGAUAGAGGGCUGUAUCCCAGGAAACCUGAUGUAAACAAAUGCAUACCUCCUUAGCAAAGAUUCUUCUGUAUUUUUACACGUAUAACUCUGGUAGUUUGCAUCCAGAAUCCAAAAAGCAUCUGAACAGCACUUGUAAAAUAAGUCAUAUGUACAGUUUUUGCCCUUGCUUUCAUUUGUGAGGUUUUUCUCUAAUGUGAAAACAAAUAGAUAUUUUGAUGACAAGUGGUAAUAAAAUACUCUGGUUUGGAAUUACAGUACAUAGGCAGUUGGUUGUAAAAUACCAGGGUUAUUGAAAGUGAUUGUACAUUGUCAUCAGUAAUUUGUUAGUUACUUGUUUUUAGCAUGUAUUUCCUUUUGGUUCCCUUUAUACGCUAACAUAAAACUUAAUUUAGCCUGUAAUAUAAAAUCACUAGCAAUAAAACAAGUUAUUUUGAUACUAA
This is a messenger RNA of Numida meleagris (helmeted guineafowl), 1255 nucleotides long. RefSeq names its product family with sequence similarity 3 member B (gene FAM3B). NCBI's taxonomy places the organism in Eukaryota, Metazoa, Chordata, Aves, Galliformes, Numididae. The transcript is spliced from 8 exons. The coding region runs from base 139 to 849 and encodes 236 amino acids. The record is from RefSeq and is a predicted model, not a curated record.